This is a messenger RNA of Clarias gariepinus (North African catfish), 2753 nucleotides long. RefSeq names its product LIM homeobox transcription factor 1, beta b (gene lmx1bb). Gene Ontology annotation, biological process: neuron differentiation; regulation of transcription by RNA polymerase II. Gene Ontology annotation, molecular function: DNA-binding transcription factor activity, RNA polymerase II-specific; RNA polymerase II transcription regulatory region sequence-specific DNA binding. Gene Ontology annotation, cellular component: nucleus. The transcript has 9 exons. The record is from RefSeq and is a predicted model, not a curated record. Bases 278 to 1405 code for a protein of 375 amino acids. NCBI's taxonomy places the organism in Eukaryota, Metazoa, Chordata, Actinopteri, Siluriformes, Clariidae.
CACGCUGUCCACACAGUGACAUCUUAGACAAUUUUCCUUGGAUAUUUUAUCAAAUAUUUUCUCUUAAUCUAUUAAUACUUUCAUAUUUCUAGUGUGUCGAUGCAACUUUUCUUGCGCAGUGCAAAACGAGAAGGUCCUCCUACUGCAGUUCGCCAUAACGCGGCACGGAUAUAAACUUUGUAGCUACUAAAAGCGCAACUUUCAGCAGUUCUAAAUAACAGGUCCUGAGCCACAAGAGAGGCGCUUCUCAGCGGAAAAGUCUUCUCAGCGCUCGAGUAUGUUGGACGGUAUCAAAAUUGAAGACCAUCCGCUCCGGACGGGACCAGCCACUCUUGGAGUUAUGCUAGGCUCGGAGUGCCAUCAGCAGGCGGUGUGUGAGGGUUGCCAGCGGCCCAUAGCCGACCGCUUCCUGAUGCGCGUCAACGAGUCCUCGUGGCACGAAGAGUGUUUGCAGUGCGCCGUGUGUCAGCAGCCGCUCACCACCAGCUGCUACUCCCGAGACAGAAAACUCUACUGCAAACAUGACUACCAACAAUUAUUUGCUACUAAAUGCAGUGGAUGCCUGGAGAAGAUAGCACCAACAGAGUUUGUGAUGCGGGCAUUAGAGUGUGUAUACCACCUCAACUGCUUCUGCUGUUGUGUGUGCGACCGACAGCUGCGCAAAGGUGACGAAUUUGUACUGAAAGAUGGCCAGCUGCUGUGCAAGAGUGACUAUGAAAAGGAGAAAGAUUUGCUUGGGUCUGUUAGCCCUGAUGACUCCGAUUCAGAGAAGAGCGAGGAUGAAGAACUGGAUAUCAAGCCGGAGAAGUGCUCUGGAGGCCCGGGUAAAGGGGAUGAUGGGAAGGAUCCAAGGAGACCCAAACGACCACGUACCAUCCUCACCACUCAGCAGAGAAGAGCCUUCAAAGCUUCGUUUGAGGUGUCCUCUAAACCCUGCCGGAAGGUGAGAGAAACACUGGCUGCUGAAACAGGCCUGAGUGUCCGUGUGGUUCAAGUGUGGUUCCAGAACCAGAGAGCGAAGAUGAAGAAGUUGGCCCGAAGACAGCAGCAGCAACAGGAGCAGCAGAACUCCCAAAGGCUGGGCCAAGAGGUGAUGUCCAAUAGGAUGGAGAACAUGAUAAACUCCUACACACCACUGGCCUCUGCACAGCAGCAGAUGGUUGCCAUGGAAAAUGGCUACACUGCUGAUGCCUUCCAACAGGGCCUUACACCACCUCAGAUGCCUGGUGACCACAUGAAUCCAUAUGGAAACGACUCCAUAUUCCAUGACAUUGACAGUGACACCUCCUUGACCAGCCUAAGCGACUGCUUCAUGGCUUCUUCAGAGGCAGGCUCACUGCAGGCACGUGUUGGAAACCCUAUUGACCGACUUUACUCCAUGCAGAGCUCUUAUUUUGCAUCAUGAAAGCCAGUAUAGACAGAGAAAAACAAAUGUGGUUUGACUUAUUGCAACCCACUGCUCCCUUUAUUACAUGCCUCGGAACCAAGAACUCUCAGCAAAGACCUCUAUUAUGGAUAACGGGUUGAAAAAAGCCCAGGAUACGAACAUAGUAGAACUUAUAAACAAGCGUUCUUGAUAUUCAGUUGUGAAAAAUGCAGCUCAGGACAGCUGCUUCUCUGAGGCUGACAGUCUUUUUUUUAGAAGUGUUUGUACAAUGCUUUCACAGAAGUAGCACGACUUGUCAACAUCCACCUAUGGUAGAAAAGACCAACAAUUGAAAGCCCUGAAGCCCGAAACCUCAGUCCACAGCAUCCUGCCAUGGAAGGCUGAAGAUCAAGACACAAAUCUCACAAUGCAUGAAGUCAUAUUCUUUGUGAACAUGGCAUUGAAAAAAGAAAAUCUUUAGAAAAUACCUGAAAAAAUCUUGUGUUGUUGAGAUGUUUAAAUGUGAUGUUUGGACUCUCUCAGUUUUUUUAUUUUUUUUAUUUUUAUUUUUUAUGUUCAGCAUUGCAUUUUUAUCACUUUAAUAGAUUUAGCUAUGAAAGUGGAGUUAGAAUUUGUAGAGGGAAGAGGAAUGUAUAGUGACAGUGUACAUGCUUGUGUGUGUGUGUGUGUGUGUGUGUGUGUGUGUGUGUGUGUGUGUGUGUGUGUGUGUGUGAGCGAGAGAGUGAGCGAGUGAGUGAGUGAGAGAGUAAACGUUUGAUGUAGUCACCUCUCUGUAUGUGUGUUGUGCUUCAGUGUGUUAUAGUUUGAAAGACAGUAAGAGACAGACAGCAAAAGCUCUAUCCUUGUGUAAAUAUAUGUUCCAGAACAAAUCAGCUGUGCAUGUUCAAAUGCAGAACAUUCUAUUUAUUUAACUAAACCAUGCUCUUGAAGGUACUUAAGUAACUGAAAAGCUUUAUUUAAAAAGGAGAAUAUCACAUUAAGUAGUUCAAGCAUUAUUAUCAUGGCUCACAUGUGUAACACUUAAUAAUUAAAUAUAUCCCCCUUUUCAGCUUAGAUGUAUAUCAGCAAAUGUGUGCUAUUUAUUUGUAAUAUGCCCAGAACCAGGGCUUCUCAACCAGUUCCGGGGACCAACUGGCUUGGCAUGAGGAUUUCCUAACUGUGAUUCAGCUAAUUAUUAAGCUGUUCAUCAGCUGGAUCAGGUGCGUUGGCAGUUACUAGAUGUUGGAACACCGUGUAGUUCAGUUGGUUCCCAAAUUGGAGGCUGAGAAACCCUGCCCAUAGACAUUGACUAAAUGUAUUUCCAAAUGUGAACACUGCUAAAUUACCAAAGUUUGUUGGUAUAAUGAAUAAACUCUGUUUCUCCUGA